Molecule: messenger RNA, 1282 nt
Organism: Pelmatolapia mariae (spotted tilapia)
Lineage: Eukaryota; Metazoa; Chordata; Actinopteri; Cichliformes; Cichlidae
Gene: actc1a
Product: actin alpha cardiac muscle 1a
Exons: 8
Coding region: 60-1193 (377 amino acids)
Source: RefSeq, a predicted model, not a curated record
CCGGUGGAAACUCCAGUCUUGUGGUUACAAGUUGAAAGCCAGCCCAGUACAGACCAAACAUGUGUGACGACGACGAGACCACCGCCUUGGUGUGUGACAACGGUUCUGGCCUGGUCAAGGCUGGGUUUGCCGGUGAUGAUGCUCCCCGUGCUGUCUUCCCAUCCAUUGUUGGACGUCCUCGUCACCAGGGUGUGAUGGUAGGUAUGGGUCAGAAGGACAGCUAUGUGGGAGACGAGGCCCAGAGCAAGAGGGGUAUCCUGACUCUGAAGUACCCAAUCGAGCACGGCAUCAUCACCAACUGGGACGACAUGGAGAAGAUCUGGCACCACACCUUCUACAACGAGCUCCGUGUGGCCCCAGAGGAGCAUCCCACCCUGCUGACAGAGGCCCCCCUCAAUCCCAAAGCCAACAGAGAAAAGAUGACCCAGAUCAUGUUUGAGACCUUCAACGUCCCAGCAAUGUAUGUGGCCAUUCAGGCUGUGCUGUCCCUCUAUGCCUCCGGCCGUACCACUGGUAUUGUGCUGGACUCUGGUGAUGGUGUGACCCACAAUGUGCCCAUCUAUGAGGGUUAUGCUCUGCCCCACGCCAUCAUGCGACUGGAUCUGGCUGGUCGAGACCUGACUGACUACCUGAUGAAGAUCCUGACUGAGCGUGGUUACUCCUUUGUCACCACUGCUGAGCGUGAGAUUGUGCGUGACAUCAAGGAGAAACUGUGUUACGUGGCUCUGGACUUUGAGAAUGAGAUGGCCACAGCCGCAUCGUCCUCCUCCCUGGAGAAGAGCUAUGAACUGCCUGACGGUCAGGUCAUCACCAUCGGAAACGAGCGUUUCCGUUGCCCCGAGACCUUGUUCCAGCCUUCUUUUAUUGGUAUGGAGUCUGCUGGCAUUCAUGAGACGGCCUACAACAGCAUCAUGAAGUGUGACAUUGAUAUCCGUAAGGACCUGUAUGCCAACAACGUGCUCUCUGGUGGUACCACCAUGUACCCUGGUAUUGCUGAUCGUAUGCAGAAAGAAAUCACUGCCCUGGCUCCCAGCACAAUGAAGAUCAAAAUCAUUGCUCCCCCUGAGAGGAAAUACUCCGUCUGGAUCGGUGGCUCCAUCCUGGCCUCUCUGUCCACCUUCCAGCAGAUGUGGAUCAGCAAGCAGGAGUACGAUGAGGCUGGCCCCUCCAUCGUCCACAGGAAGUGCUUCUAAAUCUUCGGACAUCACCAAAAAUCUCAAAACCAACCACACAAGCUUUCCUUCUAUUUCUGUAUUUGUACUGUUCCUUUUGCUGUAUAUAC